UCUGGCAGCAAUCCACACGCAUGUCACGACUUCGUGCGUGAGUAGGCACGAACAGUUCCCAUACGAAUCUUAUAUAGUUUAAUAAAACCUUGUGCGGACUUAAGCGUUGUGAAUUUUAUUGUAAUAACUGGACUGUAAACUUGGAUUAGCCAUGAGCAAUAAGCGGAAAUUGGAAAUAGAACUCGAUCUCAAGAGCAACGAUAAAAGAUACUCGUUUUUUACUCCUACUUCUGUGCGCAGUUCUGUAUGGAAGCACUUUCAAGUAAUAAAAUUUUUGGAUACUGUGGAAAGCUUUGCACGUUGUAACCAUUGCGAAGAGAUUUUGUCGUAUGCGCCGAGGAGCGGUACUGGCAGCCUGUUGCGCCAUCGUUGCAUGCGUGCAAGAGCAAUUAGUUCGCCAAAACAUCUACCGGCACCACAAAGUGUUUCAAGCUUUAUCCGUAGCAUGUUGCCUAGUAAGACAAAGGAAGAUAUAUUGAAAUCACAGUUGGAAUUUAUCUCAAAAGAUUUAAUAUCUCUUAAUACUACGGAAGGUGAUGGUUUUCGGAAAUUCGCCCAAGCUUUAAUAAAUAUCGGUGCAGAAUAUGGGAAGCAAAACGUUGAGGAAAUUUUGGUUACUCGCCCGAUCUUGAUUAACAGUCUCAUUCCGACCGAAUAUUUCAAUAUUAAGAAUCAAUUAGAAUACAUUCUAUCAAAUAAUCAAGUUAACUUUUCAACAGCUACAUUGAUCGAUGAAUGUUCGAAACGUAGUUUCUUGACUUUAACCGCUCAUUACAUUAAUGAUGAUUUUAUUUUGAAAUCAAGCUUACUGGGAACACGAGAGUUUACAUCGUCUGCGGUAGAAACUUCCGCUAGAAUCAACUAUUUCGUUAUGGACAUACUGAAUGAGUUUCAAAUCAAAGAUAAGUUAAACCAAGGUAUGAUCGUAACUGAAAACUCAACGACAUUUAUUGAGGCUUUUCGCACCUACAAACGAAUUUCAUGCGUCUGUCAUAACAUAACGCUGUUCAUGAAAGAUGCUUUGGACAACAGUACCAUUAAAGAAGUUAAGGAACUUAUAGAAGCCUCAAGAUGUUUGGUCAGCCUAUACGAAAACUCAGAGUUAAAUAACAUAUUGUCUAUUCCUGAGAAACCAAAGGAGACCGAAAAAUUCAGUUCCGUAUAUCGUACACUGUCAAGUAUUUUUACCAUGUAUAAUGAAAUUGAACAAGCAUUAAUGGAGCGAAACGAGUGGCAAGAGAUCGCCGACAUUAAUUUUCAUCUCUUGGAUCGUGUUAUUUCAUUUUUCAGGCCCUUUAAAGAAUGUUUCGAUAUCCUGAGCUCACAAACUUCACCGGUUAUAGCAGAAUAUUGUUUGUGGUAUGAUAAGCUGCAAAAAUUCUGUUUUGAUUGCCCACGGGAUUCUGAUGUAAUAUCAGAACUAAAAGCCAUCGCUAGAGCCAUCUUAAAACAAAGAAUGGAACCCGAUAUUGUGCAUUAUAUAGCAUUCUUCCUUAAUCCACAAUACAAAAAUAAACAUAUUUUAACUGAAGAGCAACUAACAAAGUCUCGAAAAGCAGUCAAAUUACUUCUGGAAGACCUAAAACAACAAGAGAGAGAUGUGGGCUUGCUGAUGCAGUCAGAUGCCGGAUGUAUCGAUACUAAUGGUUUGCCUUCAGUUUCCAAUAAUGUAAACUUGCAAAGCCACGACUAUAUGAAUUUGAAUGAUAACGAGAUUGAUAAUGAGCUACAGAAAUAUUUCGAAAUAGAAGCAGAAUGUGCCGACUUAUUGGAUUUUUGGAAAAAUGCACUGGAUUUACCAUUGCUAAGACAUGUUUCCCGUCAGAUUUUAAAUAUACCAUCCAGUUGCACGAAAUAUGGAUGUGCAGCAUUAAGUUUAGGUGAAAUUUUGGAGGGAGGAAAAGCAAAGAUUUCAAGUGAAAGCAUUGAUCAACUAUUAUUUAUACACAAAAACAUUGGUUAUAUCGGAUCUAAAACUCAAAGCAAUGCAAUGGAAACGUACGAAGCGAUUAAACCAUAUAUAUAAUACUUCUAUAUUGGCAGUAUCUACAAGUGCCGUCAGAAACAUUAUAGUAAAGAUCUUUAAAAAUAAAACGGAAAAUCGAGUAAUCGUAUGUGAAAAAUGACGCUUAAUUCAAGCAAAUCGCAGUGGCGGUGCGUUAAAAGAAAA
Rhagoletis pomonella (apple maggot) is the source of this 2170-nucleotide messenger RNA. RefSeq names its product transposable element Hobo transposase (gene BEAF-32). Gene Ontology annotation, biological process: regulation of transcription by RNA polymerase II. The record is from RefSeq and is a predicted model, not a curated record. The transcript is spliced from 2 exons. Lineage: Eukaryota; Metazoa; Arthropoda; Insecta; Diptera; Tephritidae. Gene Ontology annotation, cellular component: nucleus. Gene Ontology annotation, molecular function: DNA binding. The coding region runs from base 152 to 2026 and encodes 624 amino acids.